AAAGAGAAAACUCUGUUAUCUGCUCUACUUAUAUAAUACUUGCUCAGAAACCUUCAUCAUCAGUUCAUUCUUCCUAAGCGAAAGUUUUAUUUUCCAAGACAAACACUGUGUGGGUUAAACAGCCUCUGUGAGGUCCGUUCUAUUCUAUUAUCUGAAAAUUUAUGGACUCUGUUCAUAUUGUGCAACCUUCUAACAGAAGCAGUAAAUCACAUUAUCUGUGACAGCAAGUCCACUGCGGUUAAUAACUAAGUUACAGCCCAUAGUGUUUAUCCAACUCAGUGGGGCGUUAAGGCAAACCAGGAGAGACGAGUGAUACGGUCCGCACAUCCUCUGAUGCUCAGGUGGAGACGAGUGAUUCAGCACCAGGACAGUCAAGUUCACGAUGAAGCUGCAUACGCCAAUGCUGAGGAGCGCCUUGGUCCGAGAAUGUAUGGCUGAGUUCCUGGGAACAUUUGUCUUGUUGCUAUUUGGUUGCUCUGCAACAGCGCAGGUAAAAACCAGCCGAGACACCAAAGGCCAAUAUCUGUCGAUCAACAUGUCCUUCUCUGUGGGGGUGAUGUCAGCCAUGUACCUGACCAAGGGGAUCUCAGGAGCCCAUCUGAACCCUGCAGUGACUCUAAGUUUCUGUGUCUUGAGGAAGGUGAAGUGGGGGAGGCUGGUACCGUACUGCCUCUCCCAAGUGCUCGGGGCAUAUGUGGCAUCGGCGCUGGCCUACGCGGUUUACCACGAUGCUAUAAUGGAGUUUAGUGGAGGCGUGUUGACUGUUUAUGGCCCAAAUGAAACAGCAUCUAUAUUUGCAACGUAUCCAUCCCAAUACCUCACGUUAGGGAGGAGUUUCCUUGAUCAAGUAGUGGGGACUUUGUUACUGAUGUUGUGCAUCCUGAGUUUGGAGGAAAAGAGGAACACCCCUGCUCCUUCUGGUCUGGUUCCUCCAAUAGUUGCAACAAUUGUCCUCGGGAUCUCCAUGUCCAUGUCGGCUAACUGCGGAGCUGCAAUAAAUCCCGCUCGUGACCUGGGGCCACGCCUUUUCACUCUGACUGCAGGCUGGGGAACCGAAGUCUUUACGUGUUACAAUUACUGGUUCUGGGUCCCAAUAGUGGCUCCACUUAUUGGAGGCCCUUUGGGUUCUUGCCUUUACUUGGUCUUCGUCGAAUGGCAGCUGCCCGCUCCAGAACCUCCUCAGGACAGGAGGGCAACAAUCUCCACCAUCAGCAACAGCAUCAAAGAGCCGGCCACCAGAUGGGGAACAGGAGACAACUUUAAGUCAACAUAUUUUUAGUCAUUGAUCGGUAGCAAAUCAAUACACUUGGCAUAAAAUAAUAAAUCUGACUGGUUGGUUGUAAAUUGAGGAUGUUCAGCUAUUUAUAGAUGCUGGUAAAUUGCCCACAUCUUAAGAGCUUCUGUUAACAGAGUUAUAAUUAUUUAUUUUUAUGGAUAACUAUACAUUUGCAGAAACAUUUUUAGCAGAAUCAUGCUGUUUGUUACAUUAAACCUCUGUGUGUUUCCAUUUUUCUAAAACAUUCUCCCACUUUGCCUCCCUGAUAUAAUCGGUGAAAUGGUUUCCUAGAAUGAAACUGCGAUAUCAUUGAAGGGUUACCUGUCCAGGGUGAACCCUGCCUCUCAGCAAAGAACUGGGGAGGUUGGGUAGACAGAUUUAUACAUUUCUUUUUAUAAUGGAGCUUGUAUAUCUUUAGUCAUAAUAACUUUCUCAGGAAUGAGGCUGUUUUACGUCUAACCAUUGCCAACAUACGAUUUAGUCCAUUCAAUAAAACACAACAUUCACCUUCAAGGUUCUACAAAUUUACAAUCUAUUGUCUUCCACUUAUGCAGGGUUGGGUUGCUGCAGAAACAGCACCGAUCAGCUCAUCUAUCACUCAUUCCAUUUUUCCCUCAUCUGUGAACAAAACUUUGUACAUUUUGUAAACUUUGCAUGCUCUUUUUUGGCUCAAGACUGCGGCCUCAGAUUUGGAGACACUGAUCCUCAUUCUGGCUGCCUCAUAGAUCGUAAUCUGAUGAAGCCAAUAGAACCAUAUCAUCUGUAAAAAGCAAAUACGCAAUCCUAAGGCCACCAAAAUGGAUCCCCUCAAGGCUACACCUAGGGCAGACUUGGUGCGGUCCAACUCUCACUGGAAACAAAUCCAACUUAGUGCCGGCAUCGUGGAUCAAUUUCUGGCACCAGUCGAACUGGGAAUUAAUAGUCCAUAUAAAAGGACCUGGUAUCCCAUACGUGACACGCUAUUGUUUGCCGUUUCUUCAAUUAGUCAAUCCAAGAGUGCUGCUCAUUUUCUUAGCAAUGAUUGGCUCUAGCCUCUAGAGCAUAAAUGAGGAAGUCUGUUGAAGUUAACUUCUGUGGUAGUGCCAAGAUGGUGUCCACGGUGCGCAUUAAUGUACAUUAAGGUAAAUAUCCUGUUUGAACUGUUCAAAUAAUCAAGUUGUAUGUGUUUUCUGAGAGAGUUUCAUGGAUUCACAGAUAAUUGCAGGCAGCUACCCGUGAAUAACCGGAUAACUUGCCUAAUGAUACAAGAAAAAAUAUAUACUUUUUACGCAAACAUUUAGAUAAAACACUUUAAAACUUACUCCUCGUGUUUUAAGACCUCAGGGCACUUUAGUGAGACUUGUUUUGACUCGACCUGAAGUACAGCAAAGCAAUUUGAAGUGGUCCGUAAGAGGAGAGUUUUUGUGAGUGUAAAGUUUGAUCCAACGUGUGUUUGUGUACAACAUGUUGAAGAGAACAUUUUCAGUUUGUUAUAGCAGUGAUAUCUUUUAUUGUAGGAAACUUGUAUCGGUAGCACAUUUUUCAUGUCAUUUUCCACACUAUGUAUAAGCAAACAGCACCAUGCUAUUAGACUGUGAAAAUUGUACACUUUGAAUUUUAAGCUUCCUGAACUCAACCAGCAGAGGAAAUUGCGUAUUCAUUAAAGAAAUAAAGUGUUUGUUUUUUUUA
This is a messenger RNA of Poecilia reticulata (guppy), 2944 nucleotides long. Its product is annotated as aquaporin-10-like. Gene Ontology annotation, biological process: glycerol transmembrane transport; water transport. The record is from RefSeq and is a predicted model, not a curated record. Gene Ontology annotation, molecular function: water channel activity; urea transmembrane transporter activity; glycerol channel activity. Gene Ontology annotation, cellular component: basolateral plasma membrane; plasma membrane. Lineage: Eukaryota; Metazoa; Chordata; Actinopteri; Cyprinodontiformes; Poeciliidae.